UCAGUUUGAGUACGCAUUAUUUCAAAGUCGGCCAACUUGAAAUCACCAUAGAAAUAUACAAGUAUUAUUUAUGCCGCAUGGGUUAAAUUAUCUAAUUGUCCGUUUGCAAGUAACACUACAGUAAGUACAAACUUCAAUCCUUUCUUUCCAAAUACACAAGUCCAAAUCUUCAUUUUUUUCGACAAUAUCUAUAGAUGACCAACUAUUUAAGUCCAAUAGGGGUCGAACGAAACCUUGCACACAAUUUACACGAAAAUGGCUCAACUAAAUCUUCUUUUACUCUUGAAGUUAUCUUUAAUUAUAUUAGUAGCAGUAUCUUGCGUGUCUGGAAAACAUUUCCGAGCAGCCAAGUUGGGCGCUAAAAAUCGAUUGAUGCCCACAAAAGUUGAUCCUGGAAGUAUAAACGACUCACAACAAUAUGAGGUUUAUAACUAUACGCAAACAUUGGAUCAUUUCAAUUUUAAUCCAGAGAGUUACACGACCUUUCAACAACGUUAUGUCGUGGAUAGUAAAUAUUGGGGUGGGCCCACUAACAGUUCCCCUAUUUUUCUUUAUACGGGUGAGGAGACUAACAUCAUGGGAGAUGUAAAAUUUGUCGGGUUUGUGCGUGUGCUUGCUUCUCGAUUUAAAGGUCUUGUGGUCUAUAUUGAGCAUCGUUAUUAUGGGACUUCCAUGCCAUUUGGAUCGAAAGAUGAAGCAUAUAAAAAUGCUAGCACUCUUGGAUACUUUACUUCGGAGCAAGCUUUAGCUGAUUACGCUCAAAUAAUCAUCGAUGUUAAAAAAAACAUGUCAGCAGAAAAUUGUCCAGUCAUAGCUAUUGGAGCAUCAUAUGGUGGAAUGCUUGCUUCAUGGUUUCGCAUGAAAUAUCCACACGCUGCUUAUGGAGCAUUGGCGGUUUCAGCUCCAAUCCUCUAUUUUAUGGGCCUCACUCCUGAAAACGGUUAUGCUUCUAUCGUUUCAACAGAUUGGAAUAGUACAAGCACCACUUGCUACAACACCAUAAGAGAAUCAUGGUUCGAAAUUGAUCGAGUUGCUGCACAACCCCAAGGCCUUUCAAGCCUCUCGCAAAUGUUCAACACUUGCAUGCCGUUGAACACAACACAGGAUCUAAAAUACAACUUGGAGGGUAUAUAUGACGUUCUUGCUCAGUAUGAUAACCCUAAGGAUAACUAUUUACAAACUUUUUGUAAUGCAACUGGAGAAAAGACUUACAUUCUCGACAAAAUCAUGGCCGGAGUUCGUGCAAUAUAUGGAACAAUUUGCAAUGACAUAUAUGAUAUGAGCUUCAACAAAGAUUUUGGAUGGGAUUGGCAGUCAUGUACAGAAAUGGUAAUGCCAAUGGGACAAGGAGAAAACGAUACGAUGUUCCAAGCGAAUCCUUUUGAUUUGGAUGAAUACACCAAGGAAUGCCAACAAGUCUUUGGUGUCACACCAAGACCUUAUUGGGCACCUAUAGAAUUCGGAGGUUAUGGUAUAAAAACUGUGCUUGAAAAGUUCGCAAGCAACAUUAUCUUCUCCAAUGGUUUAAGAGAUCCAUAUAGUUCUGGAGGCGUUCUUCAAAACAUAUCAGACACGGUUGUCGCAAUAUCUACACAAGAAGGACACCAUUGCUUGGACAUAGCAACUCCAGAUGCUACGGAUCCGGACUGGCUGGUUGAACAGAGGAACACUGAGAUCAACAUAAUUGAAGGAUGGCUCUCAAAGUAUACUGUCCCUAGUGCUAAUUAGUGACAAAAAGAUUUACAAUCAGAUUUAUCUAGAACAAAUCUCUUAUCAUUUAUACAUCUGGUGACUAUUAUUGAAAACUUAUCGAGACUUCUAACUGUUUUUGUUGUAAAACAUAA
Messenger RNA from Lactuca sativa (garden lettuce), 1844 nucleotides. RefSeq lists its product as uncharacterized. NCBI's taxonomy places the organism in Eukaryota, Viridiplantae, Streptophyta, Magnoliopsida, Asterales, Asteraceae. Gene Ontology annotation, molecular function: serine-type exopeptidase activity; dipeptidyl-peptidase activity. The record is from RefSeq and is a predicted model, not a curated record. Gene Ontology annotation, biological process: proteolysis.